This is a messenger RNA of Frieseomelitta varia, 5429 nucleotides long. RefSeq lists its product as uncharacterized. Gene Ontology annotation, molecular function: zinc ion binding. The coding region runs from base 868 to 5127 and encodes 1419 amino acids. The record is from RefSeq and is a predicted model, not a curated record. The transcript has 3 exons. Gene Ontology annotation, cellular component: nucleus. Lineage: Eukaryota; Metazoa; Arthropoda; Insecta; Hymenoptera; Apidae.
AAUUUCAGGAGACGACAGUUGAACGUGGCAUAAAUUUUCGUUUCAAAGUGCGCGUACGUCAGUCGAUUCUCUCCAACGAAACCUGCAUCUGUCGGAUCGUGAUCUAUGACGGAUCUUCAAAAUAUUAUAGAUUACAGCGUAAUGUGUGCGAAUAAUAUUAUGGCUGUUGUAAACUGGUCAUGAAUUUCGGAAUUGUAGAAUGUCUGUUGCGUAGGCUGAAAAUAAUAUACGCCACGGGCACUAUUAAGCCGCGCCAUCUGGAUAUUAGUCGCGAAGAAAUUCUAUUAGCCAAAGUUUGGAAAAACUUUUGAAUUGUGUUAGUACUCCUCCUGAUUACGACUAUCGCAAGGUAAAAUUCACAAAUUUGAAGAUUGAUAUAACACACGCCGUACACGGUUAUGUUAUAUUUGAAUGUAAGAGUGUACGCUCUUUGUGAUUGUAUUCACUUAACCUCAACUUCGAAUGAAAAAUGAAUACCUGCGAUUAUGAGGAUGUAAUUUUAUAUUUGUCUCGUUGUGGUAACAGAGAAAGCAAAUCUUUCUUGAAAGAGGGAAUUGAAGGUACUUGCGGCUCUGCGAAAGGGAACGUGAACCUUGAGAGCUUGAAAAUAUCAAUAACGACAGUGCUCUACAAGUAACGAUAAUAUAUUAAUUGAGCUAAUUUUUACUAACUUUUUACGAAUCAACGAUGGGAUUUCAUUCUGUAUAAUAGUUUUGUAUAAAAUCAAGAGACAUUGUCAGUAUCAUAGAUGCAACAUGCACAAGUAGUGUUAUACAAAAAAGAUUAAUUUUUACAUAAAACGUUAUAAGAAUUUUGCAAAUAUAGAUAUAAAAUAUGAUGGGAAAACUUUAAACGAUCGGAUUAAAGAUGAAGCACAUUGAAAUUAAAAACAAGGAUCAUAAUUAUAGUGAAGUAAAAUUACGUAAUCUCCAGCACGCUACUAGUAAUAUUCUAAAUAUAUGUGACAAUGAUAUUAAAACAGUAUGUAAAUCAAACAAAUCUGGUAUAAUAUCAAACAAAGAGACAUUUGGUCAGAUUAAAGAUAUUAAUGAAUUGAAGAAAAUCACUCCACGUGUGAAACUAUUGACUCAUGAUGCAAAUAGUUUAAACGAAUUAACUAAAAUUUCUUUGCACAAUAAAAUAUCUGCACAAAAGAAAUUAUCGAUAUUGGAGCAAACAAAACAGGAGUUGAAAAAGUAUUGCAGAACUUGUGCUGGCUUAAAACUUCCAUUAGUUGAUAUUUUUAGUGAAAAAGGUAAUCAAAUGAGAUUAAGUCAACAAAUUAGACAUUUAGAAGACAUAAAUCAGUAUGACAGCUUAUCGACUCAAAUGUGCAUGGAUUGUAUUUGUGACUUGAAAAUGAGUUAUAAGUUUUUUAUGCAAAUUAAGAAGGCAGAAGUUAAGUUGAAAUCCAUUCACAUUACUCUGACUGAUACGGCAACAAGAAACAUGGAAUUGAAUAAAACAAAGCCUGUAGCAAGUCUUGAAAGACAAGUGGAAAAUAUUGCUGAAAGUAAUAUCAAAAGUCCAUCCACAAGUAAAGAAAAUAAUGAAAAUAUUGUUCCAAAAAUAUCUGCAAUGUUUUCAUUAAAAGAUGAUAAAAUACUUGAAAAAAAUGUUCGGAAAGUAAAUCAUAAAGAGUCAGAAAGUAAAGUUGAAGUUGAAAUUUUUGAAGAAUCUAUUGUACAAAAUAGUGAUGAUAAUGAGUCUAUAGAAGAAUUUGAUCCAGACGAUCCUCCUUUUCAACCUGACAGCUCUGAUGUAGCAGAAUCUGAUGAUGAAGUAGAAAUACCAAAUGCAAAAAGACGAUGUAUUCAACAGAAGGAAAGUAUGAAACAAUGUUCACAAUCAUCUUCUGUUUCUGAUAAUAAUUCAGUCUCAGAUAAUAAAAAUAUUGACAUAAAGCAAACAACAUAUAAUUAUGAUACUUGUCUAAAAACAUAUGUUAAAAUAAAAGAUACGGAUUGUAAUAAUCAAUCUACUGAGUUACACAGCAUUAUUAAUUCUGAAACUGCUAUAUACAAUACUGAAAGUACAAAAGAAUGUUCAAAACAACCAAAUAUAUUAAAACGCAGGUUGUUAUUACAAUCUAAAAAAGAAUCUGCGGAAGAAACCGAUGAAAAUUGUCAGUCAAAUAUUUCUGAUAAAUGUGGAAGCCAUAAGGAUUUAAAAGUACAAAAACUUGAUGUAAACAAUUCUUUAAACAGUAAUCAAGAGGAUGGGAUUAUGUAUGUUACUGUAAAGGGAUCUAAACCGAAUGAAAUAUUGUUAGUAAAAGUUAAAAAAAUGGAAAAAUCAUUAGAAAAAAAAGAUGAUAAAUCUGUAGCGAAAAAAAAUUUUGAUAUUAAACCAAUGGACAAAAUUUUAAAACGAUAUGAAACAUUAGUUACAAAAGAAAAAGAUUUAUUUCCAGAGCGAACAAAAAAAUCAGAAAUAAGAGAACAGAUUAUAGAAGAACAAAUAGAAGAAUAUAAGAAAAAGCGAGAAAAAGUAUUAGGUGGACAUGCUAAUAUUGUUGCACUUCCAAAACUUGAAGAAUCUCGUUGUUUUAAACGUAAUGAAAAUCAAGAUAAUCAAAGAUCUCUUGCUGUAGAAAGUGAUUCUAUUGAAAAUGUAGAGUUUAAUAAAGAUGAUGGUGAAUUGAAUCCAACUACUAAUAGUGAAGAUGAUAUUUCAGAAAUUUCCGAAUCAGCCAAAGAAAAGUCCGCAAAUGAAAAAACAUAUGUAAAUACUGAAGAAUAUUUGUCACAUUUAGCAAAACUUAAAUUGAAAUGGGAAGAAGCAAAAAAGAAAAAAGAGUCACUUCAAAAGGAACUAGAUGAAUCUUAUACAGAAGGAAAUAUUGAGAAAUUAACAAGAAUUUUAGGAGAAAAAGAAAAAAACUUGCAAGAUUUCCAAGAUUAUCUAAAACAACGUAAAAUUGUAAUUACAAGAUUAAAAGAUGAAGACAUUAUUUCUCUUUAUGAAGACAGAAAUAAUGCAGUUCUUAAAAACAAUUUACCUGACUUAAUAGAUGAAAGUCAACCGGCAGAUUAUAUUCCAGAAGAACAUUAUUUAGAAUGUGAUUAUUGUCCAGAGACAUUUGCUUCUAAAGAAGUUCUUGAAGAACAUUUGAAAACACAUGAUUAUAAAAUUAUGCAUUUUUGCGAAGAUUGUAUGGAAGAAUUUCCAACAAAUAAAGCAAAACGAAAUCAUAAUGUAAUUUGUAUAAAAAAAUUAUUAUGUAAAUAUUGUGACAUGAUGUUGGAUUCAAAAGGAAAAAAGCGUCAGCAUGAACAAAAACAUUGUGAUAGUAUGUAUGGACAAUUAUGUGAUGUAUGUGGUGAAAAAUUUAAACAUCAAGGAACAUUAGAUCAACAUGUAAAAACACAACACAUGAGUUGGGAGAAAAUAUAUCAAUGUCCAAAGUGUCCUAAAAAGUUUGCAUUCAAACAAAAACUUAGUUUUCAUUUGAAAUCUGUACACACAACAUUAAGGGCCUAUUUAUGCGAGGAUUGUGGAGCUGAUUUUAAAAAUCCUGCAAGUCUGAGACAUCAUAGAAUACGUAAACAUCAACCUGUAGGUAAUAAAAGAGAAUGUCCAGUAUGUCAUAAAUUAGUACCAUUUUAUAGCCUUUCUAAACACAUGCAUACUCAUAAAGCAUAUACUAUUCAGUGUCCACACUGUGACAAAAUGUUUAAAAAUAGUUCAACUUUAAAACAACAUGUGAGAAUUCAUGAAGACCAGCGUCAAUAUCGAUGUGAUACUUGUGGUGUUGGGUUUAAUAGACGAGAUGGCUUAAGGUUACACAUGAGAGUGCAUGAAAAAACUGAUAGUAGAGGAUUAAAAGAAUGUUCGUGUCAAGUAUGUGGUGAAAAGUUUCCAAAUCAUUCAACACUUGUCAUACAUAGAAACCGAGUUCAUAAAGAUGGUAGGCAAUAUACUUGCCAUAUAUGUAACAGAUCAAUGAUUUCAACUAGAUCAUUAGAGUGGCAUAUGUCUCAUAUACACAAUGAAUCACUUCCUGGUGUAAAAGAAGACAUAGAUGGACCACCAGAAAAGAAAAGAGCAUCAUGUUAUCAUUGUAAUAAGACAUUCAAAACAGAAAUGAUUUUGAGAACACAUAUUAAAAAUACACAUAUGGAGAAAGAUCCUAUGAAGUGUUUAGACUGUGAAUUAACAUUUACUUCUGAAGUUAGAUUAAGACAUCAUAUGAUGGUCACACACAAUAGAUUAGAAGGAACUUUGCCUUGUCCACAUUGUCCAAAGAGGUUUGUGAAUCAACUCAGAUUAAAAACUCAUAUGAUAUCCCAUUCUGAAGAAAGGCCAUAUACUUGUGAAAUCUGUGGAUUUAAUUUAAAAACUAAAAUACAGUUGAUAAAGCAUCAUCAAAAUAGGCAUAGCGAUGAAAGACCUUUACAGUGUAGAUAUUGUCCUUGGAGAUGUAAACAAGUUAGCGCUCUUGUAUGUCAUGAAAGAACUCAUACAAAUGAAAGACCAUAUUCUUGUAGCGUGUGUAGGCAACGUUUUAAAUAUUUAGGUGAUAAAAAUAAACAUGAAAGACGACAUGAAAGUUUAGGUGGAUCUGGAUUUAAAAGAAUAGUACUUGGUCGAAACAUCAAAGCUACUAAAGUACAGGAAGAUUCUUCUUGUUCUGAACAUGAGCAAGAAAGUUUAAAUAAUACGGAAUCUCAAAUUCCUGAAAGUGAAUAUCAAGAACAGACAGAUCAACAAUUUGAGGAAGAGCAAAUAGUGAAAUUUGAAGAAGAACAAAUAGUGAAGUUUGAAGAAGAACAAAUAGUUAAGUUUGAAGAACAAGAAAUAACGGAAGAAUAUGAACAAGUAUAUGAACAGGAAUAUGAAGAGACAUCUAGAGAGGCUUCGGAUGCAGCAGAAGUUAUAAUGAACAUGGAAGAUACUACUGUUUACACAGAAGAAGUAACUACAGAUAAUAUUGAACAUACGGAAAUUAUGGCAGAUGAAAUGAUGACAAAUGAGAUAUUACAAUCAGGUGCCGUAGUUCAUUUACAACAAGAAGAUGAUUCAGGAAAAAUACAAGUGAUUCCAGUGAUGUUAUCUUUACCUGAUUUGUCUGAUGCAAAUACAGAGGUCAAUUUAGCUACUGCAUCUAUUAUGUAUAAUAAUUGAAUUCAAUUUCGCAUUUUAUAUUCGCGAUAUGCUUUGUAUAAAAAAAUGAUUUUUAAAGUUUUAUUGUGGUAAUUAUACAUUUAAAGGAGCUGUUUAUUUGAUAUAAAUAAGUAGGGGCUAAAUCACAUUCCUAUAGACCCAAUUUCAGCAUGUUCUAAAAUGUAUAUUUCCUUUUAAUAUAUAUAGGUUUUAUUGUGCUAGAAGAUUAUGUACCUAAAGAUCAGAAUAGUUUAUUAUUGAAAUAGUUUUGUAAAAUUAAUUUACUGUGUGAAAAUACUAUUAAAACAAAUUUAAGAUUGUAA